Myotis lucifugus (little brown bat) is the source of this 2987-nucleotide messenger RNA. It is a transcript of the gene MOB3B, whose product is annotated as MOB kinase activator 3B. The transcript has 5 exons. Gene Ontology annotation, biological process: signal transduction; positive regulation of protein phosphorylation. The coding region runs from base 1011 to 1661 and encodes 216 amino acids. Lineage: Eukaryota; Metazoa; Chordata; Mammalia; Chiroptera; Vespertilionidae. Gene Ontology annotation, molecular function: protein kinase activator activity. Gene Ontology annotation, cellular component: cytoplasm; nucleus. The record is from RefSeq and is a predicted model, not a curated record.
AGGCCGACGCUCUAUCCACUGAGCCAAACCGGUUUCGGCGAGGAAUACUUUUUAUGUUUAGUUUACCCCGUACAAACACCCUGCAGGUAGACAGUGCUCUCCCCAAUUUACAGAGCGGAAUACUGAUGAAGAUCACUCACAUAGAAAGUGGCAGGUGGGGGGUGGGCCUUCGAAGCCCAUGUUCAUUUCAUUACUCCCAGCCUGUUCAAAUAAAUCCGGCACAAUCUCAAAGUAUUUCCCCGUGAUGAAUGCUCCCCUCUGUGAGGCCGUCAAGUCAGAAAAUCUCGGAGAAGAUAAAGGAUUCCCCCUCUCCAGGUGCCCUGGUGCCUUGGAUGUGGCCUUGUGGGCCCAGAACGCAUCCUUUCUGGUCUGAUACCUCCCUCGCCCUCCUGGCCAGAGGGUCAAUGCCUUUCCUGAAAGCUGUGAGCCCCGGUAGACUGUCCACUCCCCACCUCUUUCCCGAGGGAAGAUGACCCCAGGGCGACCUGACUCCUUUCCCCCACGGAGCUGCCAUUCCGCGAGCGGCCGCCAGAGGGUCCCCGCUCGGCGCCCCCGCGCGCCAGCCGCGCGCCGAGAGCGUGUGGGGGCUACUUGGGCGCAGAGAGCCUGCAGCCGGAGCCCCGCGCUCGCUGCCCCGGAGACCGGCGUGGCUCCCCAGGAGUCCCGUCUCCUGCCCCGAGCUCGCCCUCUUCCCUCUGCCGCUGCAGCUCACCCGGCGCAGGAAGCCGACAGGGCCCCGGGCCGAAGGUAAAACCCCGCGGCUCUCAUCCUGCAGCUCUAGUCCACUCUGCCUUCUUUCUGCCAGAGCCCAAGGAAGAAACAUGAGAUUCCCCUGGAAAUCGCCCGAGAGGAAGAUGGAAGGGGCCAUUUAAAAGUGACAGAAGCUGCAGGCCGCAAGACUGGGGCCAGAGGGCUGGCAGUGGAAAACUCUGUUGGGUUGUGAUCUCUCACUGAGAAGUUCCAGGUGCUUUUUUGCUUCCUGCAAAACAAAGGAAGAAAAGGAGAAGACCAUGUCCAUAGCUCUGAAGCAGGUGUUCAACAAGGACAAGACCUUCCGGCCCAAGAGGAAAUUUGAACCUGGCACACAGAGGUUUGAGCUCCACAAACGGGCUCAGGCAUCCCUCAACUCAGGCGUGGACCUGAAGGCGGCGGUGCAGCUGCCCAGCGGGGAGGACCAGAACGACUGGGUGGCUGUGCACGUUGUGGACUUCUUCAAUCGGAUCAACCUCAUCUACGGCACCAUCUGUGAGUUCUGCACCGAGAGGACCUGCCCUGUGAUGUCAGGGGGCCCCAAAUAUGAGUAUCGGUGGCAGGAUGACCUCAAGUACAAGAAGCCGACCGCACUGCCCGCUCCCCAGUACAUGAACCUGCUUAUGGAUUGGAUCGAGGUCCAGAUCAACAACGAAGACAUCUUUCCAACAUGCGUGGGUGUCCCCUUCCCAAAGAACUUCCUCCAGAUCUGCAAGAAGAUCCUGUGUCGCCUCUUCCGGGUCUUCGUGCACGUCUACAUCCACCACUUCGACCGGGUCAUCGUGAUGGGCGCAGAGGCCCACGUCAACACCUGCUACAAGCACUUCUAUUACUUCGUCACGGAGAUGAACCUCAUCGACCGCAAGGAGCUGGAGCCCUUGAAGGAGAUGACCAGCCGGAUGUGUCACUAGUGCCCCACCCUACCCUGCGGAAGAAAGAGGGCAGCUGCUCGCUCCUGGAGGCCCAGGUGGGCGGGAGGAGACCUGGCUGAUAUGGCGCUCGGACUUCCAGCCGGCGAGGGGGACACCGGGAUGACUCCUGAGAGACACGCCCCUCACUUCUGUGUCUUAACCCUGAGUGCUGCUAGCCUCGCCCUGUGGAGUGGCCGCCCGAGAGAAGGACCCCCACCCCCGACCACAGGAAGCCUCCGAGCCCCCGCAGCCCUGCCUGGGCCCGCGCUGGGCCGGAUUCAGGUUGUGAGACUGAGACACUGUGUGCUUUCCCUCCUCUGUCUUGUCUGCCGGCCGACUUUUCCGUCCCUGUGUUCUAAGUCCUGAGUGCAUUUGGAUCUCUGGAUGCCCCGCGAGUCUGUCUAAACAAGCCUUCCUCCCGUUCAGUCCCUGCAAACUCCCGCCCUGCUCCUGUGGCCUGACUGUGCGCAGGGCUGUGGAGCUGGAGACACAAGGCCCUGGCAGCACCCACACCGUUUCCCUAACAGGCAUCCUAUCAGGGACACUCUGCGGGGGGCCGUCUCUGCCCCCGGCGGGGUCUGCACACUUACCUACAGGGAAGAGCCUGGUUUCUAGUCACCAGUUCACCCUGAACCGAAUGUGUUUUUUAUAACCACGCCAUUCUUUCCACUUAAGAUGUUUGGUCCUGUUUCCCAGAAGAGAGGAAUGGGAGGGAGUUAUAAAUGACCAGGGAUGGUCAGCAGAAGCCCUGAGCCAGAUUAGUGCCGUGUUUGUUCUUCAUUGGGGAGGGGGGGUGGGGGGGGAUCACGGCUGUCGCUGCGUAAUACCAAAUUUCAGCUAAAAAAACAAAAGUACAAUUGGCUGUUGGUGCACGGGGCUCAGACUCCCGGGCACGGCCUUAACCUUCCCGGCUGGCCCUCUGAGCUUCUGAACCCAGCCAAUGGCCGCUUCCUCUUCCUCCACCCUCUCCUCGCCUCUGCUGUAUUACAUGAUGGCCUGAAAUUAAUUUCUGCCCCAAUGAUUGUGCCACAGUCGCCAAGGUAACCGUGGAGCUGCAGCGCACUUCCUUCUUCCAUCCUCCCCAAGUUUUCCAUUCCAGUAGACAGGAUGCCCACUCUGGGCUACUUCCUGCCUGUUGAAACCCAGGUGAGUGUCACCUCUCUGAUUCAUUCACCAUGCGGUGGAGGCCCCGGAAGCCUGUGACUAGGUGGUAACUAUACUUCCAGUGAGCAUUUGAAUAUGGCAAAAUAGCCGUUGGUGGAGGGAAGUAGAAACGAAUGUAUUAGUGCAUUGUAAUGUAGUACCGAUUAAAGAAUAACUAAGCAA